AUGAAGGAAGGUAUAAUGGCGACUUUAGACGCGGUUUAUGAGAACAUUCACCACAAACACGAGCCGCGGUGGUGUGUGCACGCGCGCACCGGGCCUGACGCAGGAGAGAGGGCGUGGCUCAGGGUGUGUGUGGCCUGCGUCAUCGAGCUGAUGGACAGCUGUGACGUAUCAGUUGUGCGUAAGUCGAUGGCACUGACAGGUGUAGGAGAGCUGCUAAAGACUGAAGGAGUGAUGAGGGAAAUCCUGCAGCAGGAUGACAGUGUGUGUGUGCGUUUCACCUCCUCCUUACUCAUGAUGUUACAGUCCGUUGAAGAAUCUUCUACACUGGACAAAGUCAUGCAUGUGCUGGUUCAGCUGUUGUUGGAUCUGAAGUCGGAGCAUUUAGUGCAGCACGUGAUGAAUAAACUCCAAACACAGCUGUGUGGUGUGAAGUGGUCACUGGUGUGUGUAACGUUUCUGGGUAGAUUGCUGGAUGCUGUCCCUGCAGUAGCCCACAUGCUGACCACUACAAACUUGUGUGUGUUGGAGAGUGUGUGUGUGCAGGUGGUCAGUGCAGACGAGGAGCUGAAGGCAGCGGUGUGUUACGUGUUCCGGGGUGUGUGGGAGUCGGAGGUCGCACGUCAGUCUGUGCCUCACACACUCAGGGAAAGAGUGUGUGUGUUACUGCUAAACACAAUGACAUACGCCUGCUCGCACCAACUCAUCCUCAACUGUCUUGGGCUGCUGUUCCUGAUGCUGCGGUCAGUAGAGACAGUGUGUUAUCUGAUGAGUGAGAGAGCAGAGCCGCCCCCCCCAGAGCUGCAGCACUCUUCACUCCCUCUCAUAUUAAAGCAGUUGUUGUUGAGUGGUGAUGAGUCUCUGCAGGUGGCCAGUGUUCAGUGUGUGUGUGCUGUCCUCAAUCACUCCACUCAGUACUGCAUGUCCUUCAUCAACAAUGACAUACCAGAGUUCCUGUUUGAGCGUUUGAGCAGCAGUAGUGAUGUACUCCUGUGGUGUGUGUACAGCUGUGUGUUGCUCCUGUGUGAAGACACACUGUUUUUCUCGCAGUGCCACUCUGUUUAUGGUAUUGAGUCUGUAGUGCGCAGUCUGAAGAACUCACUGAAGCUGUCUAACCUGGAGGUCCCACAACAGGGACUACAGCUGCUCACAGCUAUACUGGAGAAGCAGCCAGCCAGUGUACACCUAUUCCCAGUUGGUCCAGCAUUUGUGAAUGUGUCUGAAGUGGUGAUAGGGGGCCUGACCUCACCCUGUCUCCGAGUAGCAACACAUGCAGCGCGAGCAGCGACUGCUCUGAUGAAGAGGCAUCACCAGUCCACUCCAGUGCACUAUGGAGAGUUAAAAAAGAUUAUGGAGGCUUUGUCAGACAGAUUCACAGAGUUACCCUCACGGACCAUCUCACAGCGUAGAAGGUGUUUUGCAGAUUCCGAGUCCAGUUCUCAGUCCACCAAAGCUGGAGCGUUUUUCAUGCAGGCACUGGUAUGCUUUUAUGAGACCUGUAGGCUGGUGGAGGAGUGUGUGUGUGAGGCCAGUGUGAAGGACAGUCCUUUAACAGCAGCAGACCAGAAGAGUGAGGACACACUGGAGUCAGUGUGUGUGUGUUUGCUGAAAUGCUGUGAUACAGUCUACAUUCCUACAGUUACUAGAGUGUGUGAGCGCACCCCCAGUCCUCAGGUUCUGCAGCUCUUCCUCUCUGUUCUCUCACUGCAGUUCUCUCUCUCGCCCUCACUCAUGCCUGCCUUUGCCAACAAGCUUGCCUCAUCAGGGUUCAUAAGGCUGACUGUAGAAAACAAGGCUCUUCUGUGUUCAGGAAGCAGACACACCUCUUUAAAUGUGGCUUGUUGUGGAUUUCUCCUAAAGCUGUGUGUGUGCCUGCUGUCUCAGCCUGAUCCAGAGACCCACAGCCAGCACUCAGGUGUUGAGGAGGUGGAGCAUGUACUGCGUGAGUGUUUUCCCUCUCUGUACUAUCAUGUGUGUGAUUGGCCCUCAGUACUGGGUGAGGGGCCGGUUGCUCAUCAGAACACACAGUACUGCCUACUGCACCUGCUUUAUCUCUCACUGGUCAAUGGUGACAGGUUGCUUCCUGAUGCUACAGUGUUCUCCAGUGUAGUACAGUUUAAUAAUGCAGUAGUAGAACAGUGCAGGACUCUUCCUCCAUCAGUACUGCACUCAGUCCUCUAUCUGUUAUCACACACACAGAAGAGCAGCUCUGAUCUAGACUGGCCUGAUCUGAAGAACAUCAGUAAGGUCCUGUCGUCCACACGUCCUUCCUCUUCUCCCCUGUCCGUCCCUCGUCCUUCACUACUGCACUUCAUCUUCCACUACCCUGAGCUGGCUGAGCAGUUUGGGACAGCGGUGCUGACCAGGUGGCUGAAAAGAGGGAAAGAUCUGGACCCUGAACAGACAGUACUGAUGGAGCUGCUGCAGAAGAACCCUUCUGUUCUACUAAAAAUGCUGGGUGUGGUGUUUGAGGAGGAGGAGGAGGGGGAGGUAUCUGAGUGUGUGGUCAGUGUGAUGAAGAGAUUUUUGAUGGAUCAGCAGAAUUAUAGCUCUGUUUCUCAAUCACUGCUCAAACCAUCACUGCUACAGCUACUGCAGAAACUCAACUGUGAUAGUAACACUGUAGUCCAUGGUGUAUCUCUGAUGUUGGAGGUACUGUGUGUGGUACAGUCUAACUCUACAGUUCACAGUGAUAUGGACCACACUGACUUGAAACUGCUGUAUUACAUCAGUAAUCUUAUAGGAAAGAUGAAGGUCAGAAACACAGAAUAUCUGCUGCCAGCUUUAAACUACCUUUACUGCUGUCUGGUUCUGUCCCCUACACACACUGCUGACCGAGCUGUAUCCAUGUUGCUCUGUAACACUGGUCUAAUGGAGUUACUACAGACUCUGCUGGAUCACUCUCAAUCUUCAUCUUCAUCACCUUCAUCACCAGUCAUCUGCUGCUCUCUCCUCCUGCUCAGCUCCCUCAUUACUCUACAGCACACACACUCUGCACAGGUCCAUAAGAGUGUGUGUUUAGAGUUAGAGAGUGUUUUGAGAACCCUCAUGUUCUGGAAGAGACAUACUGACAGCCUUCUGCUGGUGUGUACAGUGCGUCUGCUCCAGGCUGUAUUGGACAUGGACCUGUGCUCUCCUGUAGUGCGUGUGUCAGUGUGUGUGGAGCUUCAUCCACUCAGCUACAGAGGAGCAAUCAGCUUCAUCACAGCACUGCAAAGUCUAUUACUGCAGACGCAGGAGCUCCUCCUCAGCGUGUCUGUGAACUGUCUGGACUCACUCGUAUGUUUUCUGAACAGAGGGAGGCCAGCUAUAGUUCAGCACGUGGUGCAUCAGCCCUGGAAUCGUUUCUUGCUCUACUCUCUGCUUAACUCAGGCGAACAUCUCACUCUACACCCAGCAACACUCCGCUUACUGACUCUGCUGGUUCACUGGUCAGGGGAUGGAGUGCAGUGGGAGUCUGAAAUUGUGUGUGUGUGUAAAACUGCUGAGAGCAGAGGAGUGAUGGAGUUAAAAGGGAACACCGUACACACUCUUAAAUGUCUUCUGAUUGAGUGCAGUGCGUGUUCUCUGAGUGAUGAUGUGAAACUGAGAGUGGAGAGCCUGUUAGAGUCCAUCGACCAUCUGCGAUCCUCAGAAAGUAACACCGGGUGUUUACUUCGAGUGGGACGUUUAUCCAUCUGCCUUACUGACUUCACUGUGAAUCAUUAGCUUUGUCACACACACACACACACACGUGACUGAAACACAGACACUCAUGUUCAUAAAGUAAGGAAAGUGUUUACUGGUGUUCAUUUUCAUUGAUGCUUGUUCUUUAUAUUUAUAUAGUUAGUUAUUGUGGUUCUGUUCACACAGUAACUUGUCACACACCUCUCUCUCUCUCACACACACACACACACACACACCUCUCUCUCUCACACACACACACACACACACACC
Messenger RNA from Hemibagrus wyckioides, 3933 nucleotides. Its product is annotated as meiosis inhibitor protein 1. Gene Ontology annotation, biological process: meiosis I. The record is from RefSeq and is a predicted model, not a curated record. The transcript is spliced from 32 exons. Lineage: Eukaryota; Metazoa; Chordata; Actinopteri; Siluriformes; Bagridae. Bases 1 to 3705 code for a protein of 1234 amino acids.